This is a messenger RNA of Opisthorchis viverrini, 1006 nucleotides long. RefSeq lists its product as hypothetical. The coding region runs from base 1 to 621 and encodes 206 amino acids. Lineage: Eukaryota; Metazoa; Platyhelminthes; Trematoda; Opisthorchiida; Opisthorchiidae. The transcript is spliced from 2 exons. The record is from RefSeq and is a predicted model, not a curated record.
AUGAGGGCACUGUAUGUGAAUUCCUGUGGGCACGCACGAGUAUACUGGAAGCUCUCGGCUGAGUUCACCACGUCCAGUGGUGUAAGACAAGGCUGUCCUCUUUCCCCUUUCCUCUCUAACUUUGUUAUCAGUAUACUGAUUGAAAUUUCUCUGCCUGUCUCUGAAACCUUGGGAGUCGAAAUGCUCCCAGGACGUUCCAUCACAGACAUUAAGUAUGCAGACGAUAUUGGUCUCCUUGGCUCAGAUCCUUCCCAACUGCAAACGACUGUGAAUAACCUAAAUAACUCUGCCGCACGUUUUGGCAUGUGCUUCGUACCUACAAAGUGUAAAAUCCUGUCACGACUUGCAGGCGAGCCAAUCGACGUGGUAGAUAAAUUUGUUUACCUGGUCAGCUAUAUAAGUUCCGGUGGAUUGGCUGGAGGUGGUUUGCUGGUCAUCUUACCUGCGGCUGCCGCAACACAAUAUUGUGAGGAACUGAAAGAGUUGGAGGGUAGUCCAGCUUGGGUUGUCGGCGAAGUUGUCCAAUCUGACACCAAAAAGGCAUUUCUAGUGGAAAGUCCCACGUUUAUCGAGGUGGAUCACGCGUCUAUUGCUACGCGCAGUUCAACUAACGGACAGUAAUGGAAAUCCUACUGAUCUUCUAACUCCCUACAUUCCUAUGUACCGUUUUCCGUUUGCUGAUGCCCUCCCAUUAUGAUGCCGAUGGCGAAAACCCAAAACAGGCGUCAUUGUGCUGAUGUUUUCUGGGGCCAGUAAAUUCUUUUUUCACAUCCUAUUUACUGCACCAUUUCGUUCCGUUGCGGGCCUUUAUGGACCGUCGUUGUGACGAUAUUUUGUUAGGUUAACACCAGGGAGCUUUGGAUGUAUGCUCAGAUGUGACCCUAGGGCUUCGGUCGAAGGGGCCAUACCGCCCUAAUUACGCCUGAAUAUUUCGAACUCUCAACUUUUCGGCAACGAAUUGUCACAGUUUUCAAGCCUGAAGCAAACUUCAAAUAAACAAAGCUCG